This is a messenger RNA of Anopheles funestus (African malaria mosquito), 1805 nucleotides long. RefSeq names its product myrosinase 1-like. Gene Ontology annotation, biological process: carbohydrate metabolic process. The transcript has 5 exons. The coding region runs from base 16 to 1737 and encodes 573 amino acids. Gene Ontology annotation, molecular function: beta-glucosidase activity. Lineage: Eukaryota; Metazoa; Arthropoda; Insecta; Diptera; Culicidae. The record is from RefSeq and is a predicted model, not a curated record.
AGGUGAGUUUUAUUGAUGGGUGUUCUUGAUAACGAUUACUUAAUAACAGCUGGAGAGCAUUCACGGUGCAGUGGUAGUGUCGUUGGUGAAACACACAGAGGACGUGCCACACUCCCAACCAGACAACCUUCAAACUGCUAUCGUUUGCUUAUAAAAAUCGAGAGAGUUCCAGUAGCCGAUCGCAAUCGUAGUUUGAAGACGUACGACGUUAAACCGCCAUCAGCGAUGGAACGAACCGGUAUAGUGAUUAUGCUACUCACCAACCUGUUGUUGGUGGGGAUUGUAACAGGAGAGCGACAAUUUCCCGCACACUUCCAGUUUGGAGUUGCCACUUCUUCCUACCAGAUCGAGGGCGGCUGGAAUGAGGAUGGCAAAGGGGAAUCGAUUUGGGAUCGGUUAACGCACGAAAAGCCACACAAAAUUGCUGAUCAAUCGAAUGGAGAUAUUGCGUGUGAUAGCUAUCAUCAGUGGCAGCGUGAUGUGGAGAUGGUACGUGAGCUUGGGGUGGAUUUUUAUCGAUUCUCGCUCGCCUGGGCACGUAUUAUGCCCACCGGGAUUAGUAAUGAGGUUAACCGAAAGGGUAUUGAGUACUACAACAAGCUCAUCGAUGAGCUGCUGAAGUACAACAUCACACCCAUGGUCACUCUGUUUCACUGGGAUCUACCACAACGGCUGCAGGAUAUGGGAGGAUGGACGAAUCGAGAAAUUGUAGAGUACUUCCGCGAGUACGCCAGGGUUGCUUUCGAGCACUUUGGCGAUCGGGUAAAAAUUUGGGCAACGUUUAACGAACCAAAGCAACCGUGCAAGGAAUCGUAUGAGCAAGAUGCGAUGGCACCGGGACUGGAUUUCCCUGGUGUGUAUAGUUACCUCUGUUCGCAUCAUGUACUGCUGGCUCAUGCAGAGGCCGUCAAUGUAUAUCGAUCGCAGUUCCAGGAAGCACAGAAAGGUAUGAUCGGUAUGGUUGUGGAUUCGGCAUGGCAUGAACCAAAUUCGGAUGAUGAUCACGAGGCAUCUGAAAGAGCGAUGCAAUUUAAUAUCGGCAUCUACAUGCACCCGAUUUAUCAUGGUAACUAUCCACCGGUUAUGAUUGAGCGUAUCGGAAAUUUGAGUGCCCAGCAAGGUUUCCAUAAAUCUCGUCUGCCAAAGUUCACUGAGGAAGAGAUCCAGAAGAUCAAAGGGUCAGCAGACUACUUUGGUUUUAAUGCUUACACCUCACGCUUGGUAUCGGACAACGGUGAUUCCAACCCGAGCCAUUUCGUGGAACCUUCCUUCGAUCACGAUCGCGAUGUGGUGGAAUACAUUGAUCCGAGUUGGCCAUCAACCGCGUCGUUCUGGCUGAAGGUUUAUCCUAAAGGACUUUACAGUGUGCUGAAGUGGAUUCGUGAUGAGUACAAUAAUCCUCCGGUCUGGAUUACUGAGAACGGUAUGAGUGAUGUUGAUGGGACGCGCGAUCUUCAGCGUGUGGAGUACUUUAACACGUACCUGGACGCGGUACUGGAUGCGAUCGAUGAGGGAUGUGAUGUGCGUGGUUACACUGCCUGGUCGUUGAUGGAUAACUUUGAGUGGCGUGCCGGAUACUCGCAACGGUUUGGACUUUAUUAUGUCGAUUUCAACGACCCAGCAAGACCCCGGUAUGCGAAAACGUCGGCUAAGGUGUACGCAAACAUUGUGAAGACGCACAUGAUUGAUCCGGACUAUCUGCCAGAUCCGGACGUUUUGAUUCCGGAUGGCAAAUAGGCAUGCAUAGACACCGGUGAAUGAAAUACAGAUAUUAUAUUUAAAUAAAUUGCAAGAAAGUAAAAAAU